CAUAGGAGAAUGCGAGCGACAGUCGAUACCUAUCUCUUCUUCCCAGUUGGAUACAUGACGUGACUUCUUACCACCAUGUCCUAUCGCCUUGUCCCGCUUCUCUUUGUUGCUUUGCGUGUAUCAGCUCUAUGGCCUCUCCCACAAAGCCUCUCAACAGGCUCUACACACCUCCGGCUCUCUCCUUCAUUUGACAUCGCGCUCUCGGGCAUCGACUCUCCACCUGCAGACCUCACUGAUGCGAUAUCGCGUACUAAACAGUAUCUGUACAACGAUAAGCUCCAGCGCCUGGUGGUAGGACGUGGGGCGAACGACGCCGGUGUCAUUGCUAGUGCUGCGAGUCUCGAGAGGCUCACACUUGUCUUCCAAGGAAGGGAAGUGGCGAGUAUCUCGAAGGAGGCGGUAGCGGAGCUGGGGACCCGCGUGGAGAGUUAUACUCUCGCUAUCCCUGCUGAUGGGUCAGACGCUACCGUCACUGCCAACUCGACACUGGGUUUGUUCAGAGGUCUGACGACGUUUAGCCAACUGUGGUAUGACUGGGAAGACACGGUGUAUACUCCCGAAGCACCGGUGGAUAUUGUCGAUGCUCCAGCUUAUCCGUACCGUGGAUUAAUGCUUGACACAGCAAGAAAUUUCUUCCCUGUCUCCGACCUCAAACGCACGCUAGAUGCCAUGAGUUGGGUCAAGAUGAGCACGUUUCAUUGGCACGUAACAGACAGCCAGAGUUUCCCUCUUCAAGUUGCGAAAUUCCCUGGCCUGUCCGCCAAAGGCGCCUACUCUUCUUCCAUGACUUACUCUACUGCUGAUAUUGAGGAUAUCGUCGCGUAUGCGGCUUCUCGCGGUAUCGACGUUUUGGUCGAGGUUGAUACUCCAGGGCAUUCGGGCAUUAUUGCAGAAGCGUAUCCUGAUCACAUUGCUUGUUCCGGGGCCACUCCGUGGCAGGACUACGCAGGUGAACCCCCCGCUGGACAGCUCCGCGUCGCGUCUAGUGAUACUGUGGAUUUCACGGCUUCCCUGGUUUCGGCGAUAUCGUCCAUGUUCCCUAGCAAGUAUUUCUCGACUGGGGGGGAUGAGAUCAAUUUCAAUUGUUAUGACCAGGAUGAUGUGACUCAAGCGGAUCUGGCGGCGAGAGGGAUCACGAUUACGCAGGCUUUGGAUUUUUUUACUGAGGCUACUCAUGGUGCUCUGCGUGUGGCGGGGAAGACGCCGGUUGUGUGGGAGGAGAUGUUGCUUGAUUAUAAUAUUACGACUCUUGGGAACGACACGGUUGUGAUGGUGUGGCUCUCGUCUGAGCAUGCUGCAGCUGUUGCGGAAAGAGGGUUCAAGUUCGUUCAUGCGGCGUCGGAUUACUUUUAUCUUGAUUGUGGUGCUGGGGAGAUGCUCGGGAAUACUGUGGAUCAGAAUAGUUGGUGUGAUCCGUUCAAGACGUGGCAAAAGGCAUACUCAUUCGACCCCACAGCGAACCUGACGGAGAAGCAAAGCCGGUUAGUGCUGGGUGGCCAGCAGCUCCUUUGGACGGAGCAGUCUUCUCCAUCGAAUCUGGAUCCGAUCGUGUGGCCUAGGGCUGCUGCUUCGGCGGAGGUGUUUUGGAGUGGAGGGGGAGGGAAUGGGACUGAGGCACUUGCGAGGCUUCAUGAUGUUGGGUUCCGGUUUAGGCAGAGGGGUGUUUGGGCGAUUGUUCUCCAGCCGUUAUGGUGUGCUCUGAGGCCUGGUCUUUGUGAUGCUUAGGAUUCCUUUUUUUGAUGCCUAGGACAGGUGUUUGGUUACAGCCGUUUGUACUGCUGGCGUAAGACUUCGUUGUCUAUUUUCUAUUAGUGCACACUGCGCUUCAAUAAUCGUAGCGGUAGGAAGAUGACGAAUAAGAUGUUCCUUAUGGUCGCUACUAUAGUCGACGUCGUUGAGGAUGAAAGCCUCUGGGCUGACGGUGGACGUGGCGAGAACUUUGGCGUAGAACUCAAAACUCCAGCGUACAAGCACUUCCAAGCAACGACAUCGGGAGGAAUGUCGGUAUGCUCGCCAAUGAAGAAACACGCAUACAAACAAGACUGGAG
Messenger RNA from Desarmillaria tabescens, 2048 nucleotides. Its product is annotated as N-acetylhexosaminidase. Lineage: Eukaryota; Fungi; Basidiomycota; Agaricomycetes; Agaricales; Physalacriaceae. The record is from RefSeq and is a predicted model, not a curated record. Gene Ontology annotation, biological process: glycosaminoglycan metabolic process; carbohydrate metabolic process. The transcript has 6 exons. Gene Ontology annotation, cellular component: membrane. Gene Ontology annotation, molecular function: beta-N-acetylhexosaminidase activity. The coding region runs from base 76 to 1725 and encodes 549 amino acids.